CCAGCUUGGUAAAUCCCUCGUCAUUGAAAAAACAGCGAAUGUGGGUCUUGUAACCUUUUGAUUGAGGUUUAUAUAACAGGGCUGUGGUUUUGAGGCUUUGUGAGUCCACCGUUUAGUGCAGGGAACUGGCUCCAGAACAUUUCAGGAUGAGUAGCAAGAUAAUCUUUUAUGAGGACAGAAACUUCCAGGGUCGCUCCUAUGAGUGCGACACGGAUUGCCCAGACAUGCACCCACAUUUCAGCCGCUGCAACUCCAUAAAGGUGGAGAGCGGCUGCUGGGUGCUGUACGAAAAGCCCAACUUCACCGGGUACCAGUAUGUCCUGACCCGAGGGGAGUACCCGGACUACCAGCGCUGGAUGGGCUACAACGAUACUAUCCGCUCCUGCCGCACCUUCUCCUACACGAGCGAGGGGCCCUAUCGUAUCUGCAUCUACGAGAGGCCAAACUUCCAGGGUCAGAUGAUGGAGUUCAGCGACGACUGUGAGUCCGUUCAGGAGCAUUUCCGGAGCCGUGAGAUUUACUCCUGCAACGUGACGGACGGGUACUGGACCCUGUAUGAGCACCCCAACUACAGGGGCCGGCAGUACUUCAUGAGGCCAGGGGAGUACCGCAAGUUCAGUGACUGGGGGGCCACCUGCGCUGCCACCGGUUCCUUUCGCAGGAUUACAGAAUUUUAAACUGAAGUGACACUUGUAUUAAUGAGGCAAACUGAGGCUUACUGUAAAUGAACAUUUUGUGGUGGACUAGAAACUAAAAAUAAAAAUACAUUUGACAAUUGGAGACAUUUAUUGAGCAAAUAAACAUAUAAACGAUU
Periophthalmus magnuspinnatus is the source of this 814-nucleotide messenger RNA. RefSeq names its product gamma-crystallin M2-like. Gene Ontology annotation, molecular function: structural constituent of eye lens. The coding region runs from base 147 to 677 and encodes 176 amino acids. The transcript is spliced from 3 exons. Gene Ontology annotation, biological process: visual perception; lens development in camera-type eye. The record is from RefSeq and is a predicted model, not a curated record. Lineage: Eukaryota; Metazoa; Chordata; Actinopteri; Gobiiformes; Gobiidae.